This is a messenger RNA of Vitis riparia (riverbank grape), 848 nucleotides long. Its product is annotated as formamidopyrimidine-DNA glycosylase-like. Gene Ontology annotation, cellular component: nucleus. The record is from RefSeq and is a predicted model, not a curated record. The coding region runs from base 320 to 670 and encodes 116 amino acids. NCBI's taxonomy places the organism in Eukaryota, Viridiplantae, Streptophyta, Magnoliopsida, Vitales, Vitaceae. The transcript is spliced from 4 exons. Gene Ontology annotation, molecular function: DNA N-glycosylase activity; zinc ion binding; DNA-(apurinic or apyrimidinic site) endonuclease activity. Gene Ontology annotation, biological process: base-excision repair.
GGUUGUGAAAAACUUGAGAAUUCAUGAAUUGUUGAUACAACUCUGAGCAAAACUGUCUAAUCAGAAAAAGGUUUUCUGUUCAAGAACAGUUGGGCUCAAAUCUUUAAAAUGGAAUUUUUUUCUAAAAGAAUCAGAUGCCCAUUUCAUGUGAUUCUGGACCCAAUUCACAACCUAACCCAAGAAACCCAAGCCCAACCCCGCGUUAAACCCAAGUUAAACCCCAAAUUCCUCCCUAUUUUCUUAUCUUCCAAACGCUGCAAACCUGACAGACAGCUCUCAGAGUGAGCCCACAAAAGCGCGCCAAAAAAAAAAAACCACCAUGCCUGAACUUCCAAAGGUAGAAGCCGCGAGAAGAGUCGUCGAAGAGCACUGUGUGGGCAAGAAGAUCACGAAAGCUGUGAUCGCUAAUGACUCAAAGGUCAUCGAUGGAGUCUCUCCUUCAGAUUUUGAAGCCUCUCUUCUCGGUAAAACCAUUGUCUCUGCCCACAGAAAGGGCAAAAACAUGUGGCUCCAGCUCGAUUCCCCUCCUUUUCCUUCCUUCCAGUUCGGAAUGGCGGGUGCUGUAUAUAUAAAGGGUGUUGCAGUUACAAAAUAUAAGAGGUCUGCUGUCAAGGAUACUGAUGAGUGGCCAUCCAAAUAUUCCAAGUUAUUUAUUGAAGAACAUGUGUGAAGAAUUUUUUUUUAGUGUGAUAGAGGGGUGAGAAUAGCCAAGAGGGAAAAAAAAGUGCUAAAGGAGACAAGAUUAAUUAUUUUAUUUCUUAGGGAGAUAUUAGUUAUUGUUGUAUGGUAAGCUGUGUACAUAAAAGCUUGAUUCAUAUAAGAGUUUUGAGGGUAUAAUUUUUCAAUAA